AUGGCCCCCCACUCUGUAAUUCCCCUGGCCCUCUCUUUCUUCGUUUCCCUCUCCAUCAACCCAACUUUACCAUCCUCCCUCAUCAACGAACUGAACCAACCCCCGCCGCCAGAUUUCCGGGCAAUAAUCGCCAACAACUGCCUGAAAGACCCCUCCCUCCGUUACUGCAACUCCGCAGCCACCGACAUCACCAACAUCUACAAAUCCAUUGUCGUCGCCCGACACCUCUGCACUGAAUCCAACAACUCUGACUGCAACGUCUCCUUCACCAAGAUCGACCUCCGGUUCCGUCCAAAGGUCGCACCUUUAUACCUCUCCUUCGCUUUCUUCUGGAAGUACUGCCCCUUGUCGGUGCUAUCGAUCGAUCUCUCGAACAAUUCACUCGAGGGCCCAUUCCCAUCCGAUGUUCUCCAUUGUACCCAGAUCCAUUCGCUCGAUAUAAGCCUCAAUAAGCUCGAUGGGACCGUCCCUUUGGAGAACUUCACCCUCCUAUCCAACCUCUCCUUCCUAAACCUGUCCUGCAAUCACUUCUCAGAAGGCAACAUAGAAGAAAUCGCAUUCUUCGAGCGCUUUAACUCGUCGAGCUUUCUUCACUCGGGUCUUUUCCCCAGCGACCACCACUAUGGGUUCAAGGUCACCACAACAAUCUUAUUGUUGAUUGGUGUUUUGGUCUCUGUUGUUUCGGUAGUAGGUUGUUUUGGAUGGGUGUUUGUGCGUCGACCGGACCUUCUGCCUUCAUUUCUUCGGAGAAGCCAUAAGUUUACAGUUGCAAUGCUCAAGAAGGUCACUGAUGGGUUUUCAGAGGAUAAUUUGGUGUCGAGAGGAGAAAGGGGGGAGAUUUACAAAGGGAGACUCAGGGAUGGGCUUGAGGUUGAGAUUAAAGUACAAAGAGGAAGGAUUUCAGCCGAAUCGCACAGAGUCUUCGAUGAAGAGUGCCGGGUUCUUGUGCAAUUAAGGCAUAAGAACUUGGUUAAGGUGUUGGGUUGGUGCGAUCAGAGGGAAUUAAGGGCUGUGGUGAUGGAAAGGAUGUGGGUCUGCAGUGUGGAAGGGUGGCUUUUGGGAUCGCCGCCAUGGAAACAGAGGCUGAAGGUGUCGAUGGGAGUGGUCGAGGCAAUGUGUUAUCUUCAAGAACAGUGGCCUUCCAUAGGAUAUGAUCUUAGGACCAGAAAUGUGAUGAUGACGGAAGACAGUGAGCCUUUGCUUUUGAAGUUGAAGUUUGGGGAUCAGAGCACUCAGUCAAGAAACAUUUACAAGUUUGGCUUGUUUCUUUUGGGGUUGGUAACCAACAAGCAUCCGCACGAAGCAUUUGAAGGAGGCGAAAUAGGAUUCCUCGACUGGGUGAGCAUGCAUUACCCUGGUCAUGAGAAGAAGGUAAUAGAUGAGAAGAUGAAACUCACCAGCACUACAUACAAGCAAAUAAAACAGACCAUAGACAUUGGACUAGCAUGCACUGAUCUAUCUGCAGGUCAUCCGCCAACCAUAAGCCAUAUUUAUAGCAGUCUUCAUAAAGUUGUGCAUCUUCUCUAGUUCAGACUGCUAAAAGCCAUAAAAGAUGUCACAAGUGAAGGAAAGAAGAGCAAGGAGACAAUGUAU
Molecule: messenger RNA, 1593 nt
Organism: Elaeis guineensis (African oil palm)
Lineage: Eukaryota; Viridiplantae; Streptophyta; Magnoliopsida; Arecales; Arecaceae
Product: probable LRR receptor-like serine/threonine-protein kinase At1g51880
Biological process (GO): protein phosphorylation
Cellular component (GO): membrane
Molecular function (GO): protein tyrosine kinase activity; ATP binding
Source: RefSeq, a predicted model, not a curated record